Messenger RNA from Conger conger (European conger), 3514 nucleotides. RefSeq names its product chromosome 9 C6orf47 homolog (gene c9h6orf47). Lineage: Eukaryota; Metazoa; Chordata; Actinopteri; Anguilliformes; Congridae. The transcript has 2 exons. Bases 1790 to 2740 code for a protein of 316 amino acids. The record is from RefSeq and is a predicted model, not a curated record.
AGGUGUUGCCAUUAUUUCACAGUCAACCUCGCUGGGUCCUCCAAACUGCUUUCUUGUGGUUAUGACUUUGAGACGCAGUGGUUGUAGCUCUGUGUUAACGUAAAGGAAAAUGACUGUUAGCCACGUUAAUCACCGGAGAAGCUCAACUGAGAAACGGAGACCGGGUCAGCCGGGCGAUGUGUCCACGUAGUUUGCGCAAAGCCGUGUAGCUGGAAGGCUCGCAAGGAACGCAGACAAGGCAACUUGAAGAGGACGGGGGUACGGAGUGGAUUUUCAACAAAGGCAGGGGGAAUAAUCAAAGCUAGCUGGUUGACCACCAAAUAUUAGGGGACCGUUCGCGUCAUUUUCAAAUACUUGUAGAAAGAUAUCAUCACCAUUUCGGUUGAUGGCUAACUGGACAUUAAACUAGCCGGUUAACGUUCGUUGACCAUAAAGUUUCUGCGCGAUUCGUGCUACCAAAACCAGGACCCCCUAACGCUGACAGCCAUGUAAGUCCAAAUUUGAAACCCCGAAACUGUAUUGUUUUAAAAAGUGUCAUGCUGGGACAGCAGAAAUCAAUCGAUCACAACAAGCAGCAAUGUACUCAUGAAACAAAUGCGUAUAUUCGUUGUGGGUAUUUUAAAAACAUUUUUUUAUAAACCUCAGCAAAGAAAAAAAAUGAUUUCAGGCACGCCUUGCUGAUGGGUAAAAUCGACUUGCACCCCGAACUAUAAUCAAAAGAAUACAUUUCUUGCCGAUUGUCAACCUUAGUUUUACUUUUUAUCAUUACAUUUGAUAAAGCGCAGAAAUCUGCUAGCUGGCACCAACCAUCUAGCUAAUUUGACUAUCAUUUGCGAAGGAAAGUGAAUAAAAAUAGAUUAUCGCGCAGGCUGGCUUCACGGUUUCUCCUUAGUGGAGCUAGCUAAGUGGCGUUAGCGUCGUUAAUAACGUCCGUGUAUUUUGGGAAUAAACAAAAGGCGAACUGAACGGCGCCACAACGGAGCUCAGUUCAUGAAACCGUGAAAAGGGAGAACUAGAAACGGCACGAAAAUACCUCGAUUUGUAGCCAGUUUUGUAAUCUGUAAUUGGUAUAUUGUUUGGUUAAAUUGCACACACGGUUAUUUUCGCUACCUUAGUUAGCUAGCUAAAGAACAAGGGGGAAUCGUUUUCUCUUUCGUUGCCGUUCACGUUCCAUGCUCACCAUCUUGCAUGUUGGUUCAUGUUUUAGUGACUCUUAAGCUGUGAAUGUUACAUAAUUUAACGUUAUAUGGCUAGUUAGCUGUGUAUUCCACCUGCAAGGGAGUACCCUCCUACAGUUGGGAAAUAAAGCCUCGUCUCUCAAGUGAAAAUAAAUCAAAUAAGUGAAAUUCCUGGGCGUUGCCACACUAUUGUGUACAGUUCGGGCAGGUUACAAGGGAUAGUUUCAUUAAAACGGCACACCUGGCGGAUGUGUCAGUUUCUCCGAAUGACACUUGUCAAUUCCAGCGAUUGUCUUUUACGAAACGAAUCAGUCAGCGUAAGUGGGCUACCAGUGGUGCGACACGCUUACGAAAAUAAUUGUAAAUGAUCUUAAAUGACCCAAAUUGGUGGACUAUCUUAAAAUGAGCUUGUUUUCUUAUUUCUGGUUUUUGAAACUUUUUUUUUUGACUUUUUAAGAACCGACUUGGAUGUGAGAAGUCCGAGGUAUUUUGUAAUAAGCGCUUUUGUUACCAAGUUUCUCAACUAGGUACACCACAACCCCCCAUCUAUAAAAAAGAAAGAAAGAAAGAAACCGCCCAAAGCGAUCCUCCUUUUGAGAGACUGGACAAACAUGACCGCUGUCGCGGGCCGAGUUUGGGGGUGGGUGCGUCCAGCUUUCUCGUACCGCCCCUGGGGCGGCAAGCCGGACCCUGACUAUGAAGAACCCUUAAAAGGGGGUUGGGGCUGGCCAGGUGUGACCACUUGGAUUUGGGGUGGGUGGAAGAGGCAGAGCGACCCAAUGGAAGCGGCCGUGCAGUACUGGGAGACGGAGGAGAGCAUCGAAAACAUCGAGGCCAAAGACCUCGGAGCCGCCAGGACGGCGGCGGAGGAUACCACGGACAGCGCCCCCCGGUGGUGGAGCAGAGUACUGCCUUCGACAUUUGUUUUUUGGCCGCGGGCAGCGGAUUCGCAGGGGCCUACACAGCGGCCUGGGGGGGCCCAGGGAGGUUGGGAUUCUGACAAAGACGGGGCAGAGUCAGAUUACGGGACCCCUCCGCCAUCGCCCACCCCGCCCUCCUCCCUCCCCCACCCGGCCUCCCCGUUCCGGCUGUUCGCCGGGUCCUGGAAGGGAGAGGUUCUCCCCGAGCACUACGAGAUCUGCUUCAACUUCGUUCGCCACCUCUUCGACCUGCUGGUGGUGGGCUUCCUGUGGGCCGUCUCGGUGCCGGUGCGGGCCGUCCUGGAGGUGGCGGGCCUGCAGGGGGCGCUGAAGCUCUGGGUCCACGGGAUGGUGCUGUUCCUGGUGUCCACAACGGGCAUGGCGGGAAUCCUGUGGCUGAUCCAGGAGUACCUCCCGCAGUUCGCCCUGAUCUACGGCAUCGUGCAAGCCCUGGUCAUCUCCGUCAGUGUGCACCAAAGCAUCAGUCUGGGGGAGGGGGAGGGGGAGGGGGAGGGGGGCGGGGAGGAGGUGGAGGUGGAGGAGAAGGACGGGGAGGAGGAGGAGGAUGAGAGGAACGCCCGAGAGGAAGAGGAGCCUGAGGAAGCCUCGGCCGAGGGCAGCAAAGGCAAGAGCACGGCCUGAAACGGGGCCGGAUGUUCCGGUGAGUUUCUGUCCUGGCCACAGGCUACUGAAAGAAACUAGGGAAAUGCACAUCUUUAAAACAACAUGCACAAAAACCCAGAGUGCCAGCAUCUGAGACUGGAUUCUGUGUGAAAACAAACCCCUUUUUGUCACCUGUAAUGGAAUAAGCCAGACGAUGCUGCCUGGAGUUUUUCUGGGUUUUUUUUAGCCGCCUCUUCACCUGGAUUAUCGUUGUUUCCAUUCAUUUUGCCCCACUUCUCACUUUGAAAUGGGAAAAGGAUUUUUUGCUCUGCUACAAGAAGGCUCCCUGGACUUACUGUCACUACAUAACCCAACUACAAAAGGUUAGACCACUGCCUGCUGUAGACUUUGAGACUCCACACUCAUCACUGGCCAGAGACUUCCGUGCGCUGCACUGUGCACAAGCUGUGCUAUGAACUGUACGAUAUGCUGUUGCACAAACCGUGCUAUUGACCAUUUUAUAUAACGUAGCAUAAACUGUGCUAUUGACCGUUUUAUAUAACGUAGCAUAACCUGCUAUGGACUGUACGAUAUGCUGCAGCACACGGUGUGCGACACACUGCGGCACCAACUGCACCAUCGCCUGUGCCAUGAGCCGCGCGUUUGGACAGGAAGACGUCCCCAAGAAGAAGGGAAGAGAGAAAAUGGAGAAUGAUAAACAGAUCUAUUGGGCUAUUGUUUUCUUUUAAUAGCCCAACAACCCGUAUGAGUCUUAAUUGUGGGGUCUUGCUUCAGGCUCGAGACCUACCACAC